Molecule: messenger RNA, 331 nt
Organism: Fulmarus glacialis (Northern fulmar)
Lineage: Eukaryota; Metazoa; Chordata; Aves; Procellariiformes; Procellariidae
Gene: TMA16
Product: translation machinery associated 16 homolog (S. cerevisiae)
Exons: 3
Cellular component (GO): nucleus
Source: RefSeq, a predicted model, not a curated record
UUAUAUGUGUCGAUUCAAUGCUGAAUUGGAGCAGAUUGAAUUACAAAACAGUAUUAAAGGUAGACAAGGAAGACAGCAUGGUUCACGGGAAACUGUCAUCAAGCAGACCAUAGAACGUGAAAGACAACUCUAUGAAGGCUAUGGAAUAGAAAUCCCAGACAUUAUGAACAGAAAGCAUCUUAAAUUUUUCAGAGAAUGGGAUGGUGAUCUGAGGAAACUGCCAAACAUCAAAAUGAAAAAGCUCUCAGCUAGGGAUGCUGCUUGCAGUCACCCUGAGGGGGCAGAUGUGGAAGCUAAAGAAGAAUUGAAUAAAGCAGAAGAGGUGGCCUAA